Solanum tuberosum (potato) is the source of this 613-nucleotide messenger RNA. Its product is annotated as cellulose synthase-like protein E1. Gene Ontology annotation, biological process: cellulose biosynthetic process. The transcript has a single exon. The record is from RefSeq and is a predicted model, not a curated record. The coding region runs from base 152 to 613 and encodes 153 amino acids. Gene Ontology annotation, cellular component: membrane. Lineage: Eukaryota; Viridiplantae; Streptophyta; Magnoliopsida; Solanales; Solanaceae. Gene Ontology annotation, molecular function: cellulose synthase (UDP-forming) activity.
AGGGUUACUAUACUAUAGAAUAAAAAAUUUAUUACAAGGAGAUGAUGUAUCAAUUAUUUCAUGGGGACUUAUCACAAUUUCUGAGGUUAUUUUCACUAUAAUAUGGUUAGUUACACAAUCCUUCCGUUGGCGCCCGGUAGCUCGGUCCGUCAUGCCGGAAAAUCUUCCGGCUGAUUCCGAGUUACCGGGCGUCGACGUGUUUAUAUGCACGGCUGAUCCUACUAAGGAACCGGUUCUUGAGGUUAUGAACACGGUUUUAUCGGCUAUGUCACUCGAUUAUCCACCGGAAAAACUCUCCGUUUAUCUCUCUGAUGACGGUGGCGCCACCGUGACGUUGUAUGCUAUUAAGGAGGCAUGUGGAUUUGCUAGGGUUUGGGUUCCUUUUUGUAGAAAGUAUGGAGUGAAGACUAUUUGUCCAGAUGCAUUUUUCUCUUCUUUUGGUGAUGAUGAACGUUUGAUACUGAGAGGAAAUGAAUUCAAGAAUGAAGAGGAAAAUAUUAAGGUAAUUUUCUUUAACCCUUUUUAUUUGGAUGAUAAGAUGUUCCACUAUUACCCUAAAGAAAUAGACGUUCAGUCUGAAUCAAUCCCAAAAGUUAGUAUACAAGGUAAUUAG